This is a messenger RNA of Lithohypha guttulata, 729 nucleotides long. RefSeq lists its product as uncharacterized. NCBI's taxonomy places the organism in Eukaryota, Fungi, Ascomycota, Eurotiomycetes, Chaetothyriales, Trichomeriaceae. The transcript is spliced from 2 exons. The record is from RefSeq and is a predicted model, not a curated record. Bases 1 to 729 code for a protein of 242 amino acids.
AUGAGUGAAGUCAGCACUAAUCUCCACUCGCCUCGGGCCUACGAAGAUGACUUCUCUGACACCUCGAGCUUCUACGGUGAUAGUGCAACAAAACAAAGAUACCAGAAGAAGGCUCGGCAGAAGAGCGAUCAUGGACGAAUUCAAGAAUGGAAUGUACAGGUUGUCGCUGCAAAGGCUAUGCAACGAGAACACCAGUCACUGGUUACGAAGAAGCGAAAGAACAACGAUGGCAGUGAAAACAACCUGAAAAGAAGACGUCUCAAUGAAGGUCAGGAUACAGCAAGACCGGUCAAUCAAUUAAGUACAGUUCAAAGACAACACAAUAUACAUGAGGGCAACCCAGCCGCCUUGCAACUUGGUGAGUCUGUAGACGACUUCUUAAAAAGAUUGGUGCCCUCUUCAGGCGCGACAGGUGAGCCCUGGAUCUGGUGUGCCAACUUCAGUGCCGAGCACGGUGAGGCUUCAGAUCUUGCAUCGUACAGACAAAUAGGCACCGGACUGCUUGACCAGUAUUCGGCCAAACGCAAUGAGCUUGAAUCGAUACAACCAGCGAAAACUGCCGGAAUCAUUACUCGAAUGCUGGGACCUUACCGAGAUAAACUUCGGGAAGACAUCAUUCAAACAGGUAAGAUUGCUCCGAAUGGGUACUGGAUGUGCUCAUCAGUCGUGUUUGUGCUACUGCUAACCGAUCUUGCAGCUAGAAGGUACAACGUGAUAGCCGGGAAGUGA